AAUCUCUAUCGUUUUGCCCCACUUGUAAUACUUUAUUCGCAUCUACUUCUUUUGUGGGCUUCCUUUUCUUGUCUGUGUUCUGCCCCCCAUUUCCCUUUACCUGCCAUCUCUUAACUCAUCUUUCUUCCAAGUUUUCAAACACAAUUUGAUAAAAAAAAAACUUUCUUUUUCGUAACAAUCCGCUAUGGGAGGAGGAAAUGGCCAAAAAUCAAAGAUGGCUCGUGAAAAGAACAUGGAAAAGCAAAAUGCUGCUGAAAAAGGAAGCCAGCUUGAGACUAACAAGAAGGCCAUGUCCAUCCAGUGCAAGGUGUGUAUGCAAACAUUCAUGUGUACCACAACCGAGGUGAAGUGCCGGGAGCACGCCGAGAAUAAGCAUCCUAAAUCCGAUCUAUUCGCAUGCUUCCCUCAUCUUAAAAAAUAAGGCAUCGAGGACGUCGGCUUGUUAUAGUGCAUGAUGCAUCUGUGUUGUAUCCCUUGGAACUCUAUGAUUUCUCUUUCACAAGCCUGUAAAAAACAAAACAAAAACUCAACUGAGUGAUUUCACUCUUGCAAUCUUAAUGUCGUGUUCAAAUGA
This is a messenger RNA of Hibiscus syriacus, 574 nucleotides long. RefSeq lists its product as uncharacterized. The transcript is spliced from 3 exons. The record is from RefSeq and is a predicted model, not a curated record. The coding region runs from base 185 to 421 and encodes 78 amino acids. Lineage: Eukaryota; Viridiplantae; Streptophyta; Magnoliopsida; Malvales; Malvaceae.